Pochonia chlamydosporia 170 is the source of this 2565-nucleotide messenger RNA. Its product is annotated as subunit of DNA polymerase II. Bases 1 to 2565 code for a protein of 854 amino acids. Gene Ontology annotation, biological process: mitotic G2 DNA damage checkpoint signaling; DNA replication initiation; mitotic DNA replication checkpoint signaling. The record is from RefSeq and is a predicted model, not a curated record. The transcript has 2 exons. NCBI's taxonomy places the organism in Eukaryota, Fungi, Ascomycota, Sordariomycetes, Hypocreales, Clavicipitaceae.
AUGGCAUCAUCGCAAUCUGCUGAUGAUGAGAAGUACUCCAUAGACCCUUCAGUGCCGCUCAAGGGCGUUGUUGUGUGCUGCACAAGUAUUCCGCCGGAUCAGAGGACCGAAAUUGCCCACAAGGUCGCUGAGCUCGGCGGUGUUCACAAAUAUGAUCUGACUCCGGACGUAACCCACCUCAUCGUCGGCGACUAUGACACGCCAAAAUAUCGCCAUGUCGCCCGUGAUCGACCCGAUAUCAAGGCUAUGGAUGCCGCAUGGAUAGAGGCUCUGACAGAACUUUGGAAAAACGACGAAGAGAUUGACUUCUUAACCCUCGAAAAGGAUCAUCAGCUAAGAGCGCUGGAAAAAUGCGGCGCAGAACCAGCCUCCCCCAACGACGCGACCACAGCUGGCCGCCAAUCAUUGCUGAUUUGCUUGACGGGCUUUGGAGAGCAGAGAGAUCAGAUUGCAGCAAAGAUUACGGCCAACGGCGGGCGAUAUACCGGAGAUUUGACAAGGAGAUGUACUCACCUGGUUGUCAGCAAACCCGAAGGCAAAAAGUUUACCGCGGCCAAGUCGUGGAAAGUGUAUACCGUUACGCUGGGUUGGCUGGACCAAAGUAUAGAACGUGGUCUCAUUCUAGACGAGGACAAGUUCGAUCCGCUUCUCCCAGUCGAGGAGCAAGGUGUCGGGGCUUGGAAAAAGGAGGACCCUAGACGUUCAUCACUUGGUAAAAGAUCCAGGUCGUCAGCUUCCAACAGCACCGACGAAAGAGGAGCGAGGAAACUGCGCAAAACGGCAAGUAUGAAACUCAAUUCGCAAAGAAAUAAUCUCUGGGGCGAUAUCUUGGGCAGGUCCGGGUCAAGGGAGGACUCAUUUGGGAACGACCAAGCCGCUUCUGAGCAGCUACAACAGGCACCGCAGCAAGCAACCCCAGAGCCUACGAUACGUCAACCUCACCAGCACCAACAAUUGCCAUCCCAUCAAGAUGAUGGCGUUUUUGCCAAUUGUGUGUUCGCCAUUCACGGAUUCAACGAGAAACGACAAACAGUCCUGGAGGACACCAUUGCCACAUUAGGAGGAUUUGUAGCGUCGUCGCUUCGAGAAGUUGCGACCUCUCGUACACAAAUGGAGGGGGCGCACCGUUUUCUCGUUGUGCCUCAGACGUCACACCCUGAUUCACACCCCGAGAUGCAGUAUGACAAUGUAGAAGUUGUCACCGAGUUCUAUAUUGAGAGAUGUCUGCAUAACAAACAAUUCUUCUCUCCGGGAGAACAUGUUUUGGGCAGGCCGUUCCCUCUGUUCCCAAUACCAGGGCUUUCAGGCCUCGUUGUGUGCAGUGCAGCCUUUACGGGGUUAGAGCUCAACCAAGUUGCACGGAGUAUCACGCAGCUGGGAGCCACGUUCGAAGAAGAGUUCAGGCGGACAACUAGCGUCUUGGUUUGCAGGUCGUUAAAGGCCAUGCGUAAAGAAAAGCUCAAGUACGCUCUAGAAUGGGGAGUCCCUGUCGUAACGGCAGAUUGGCUGUGGGAAUGUAUAUCAACAGGCUGCAAUGCCCCGAUGAGAGACUACAUCCAUCCGGAAAUACGAGAUCGUUAUCCAACCCAACCGGCGCUGGCGGUAGCAGAUAAGAAAAGCCAACCGCAGCCUUCAAAGGCACAAGGUGACGCUACUCAGCCGACUGCCGCCCCUAUUCCAACCGCAACGAAACCUGCUUCAUCCAAACCAAAACUUAUCGGCGGGUUUGAUGUCAGUGCCUUUGAAGACGACUCACCUGAAAACCCAAUUGUCACCGCCAAAAAUCCACCCCCUGAACGAGGCAGGGCCCGGCAUGAACUUACCACUUCAGCAGACUUCUUCACAGCAAGAAGUCAACCACUCCAUGCGUCUUCCAAAGAACCUGACGCACCAUUAGCAGAAGUAUCCUGCGCGAGGCUCAACAAAUCGCCGUCACCACCCAAACACACAGUCCAUCAUCCAGCCCGUACAAAAUCAGAUCCGUACCCAGGAGUUCUCACCGAGAAACCCAGUACCUCCGCCCGGGGCACAUCCUCUCCGCCUCCAGAAAAACCACCUCUACAUCGAGACAGUCACGAAUCAAACACCACAAAGCACGAAGAAACAGAAUCAACCGCAAAACAACAAGCCAAAGCCGCAGAACGGCAAGCCCUCACCUCCAAACUCUCCAGCCUCAUCGACUCCGCAGCCGGCCCUCCCGCCGACUGUGAAUCCGGACGCACACAAGCACCUCCUCGCCCACGACGUCGCCAACUUCUCGGCCGAGCCAUCAGCAAUGCCUCCAACGGCAGCAGCGCAGCAAGCAUAGACGGCAGCGGCCCACCGCCUCGCCAAGUAACAGACAGUCUGAGGGCCGCCGUGGCAACCGCCACAAACGACGACGACGACUACCACCUCGACAAGGACUCGCAACCUCCCUCCACACAAUUGCAGUACGCGGAUCCAGAAGCCCAGCAAGUCAAGGCCGCAUUGAUGAAUAAAAUGAUGGGUAGAGAGGAGCCAAAAUUCACGACAAGCCAAAACGGAGGCAUCUCCCUGCGAGCGAAAUCAUUAAGAAAGCGAUGA